Molecule: messenger RNA, 1915 nt
Organism: Peromyscus californicus insignis
Lineage: Eukaryota; Metazoa; Chordata; Mammalia; Rodentia; Cricetidae
Gene: Dph5
Product: diphthamide biosynthesis 5
Exons: 8
Coding region: 649-1494 (281 amino acids)
Biological process (GO): protein histidyl modification to diphthamide
Molecular function (GO): diphthine synthase activity
Source: RefSeq, a predicted model, not a curated record
AAGUAACGGGCUUCGUUCUGACAUUUUUCAUCCGCGUAUGUCAUCACACUUGUACUUAGUCAUCCCUUGAGCACUCUUCAAAGGUCAUUCUCGAUUGCGGAUGACUAAAGCAGAUCCCUGGGGGCAUUCCGGCAUCAGAUGCUGGGACAAACCUCUAGAAGGAGUCACUGCCUUUCCCCCGUGGGAACUCACGACCACACUCGGCAGGGCUUGUCAACCUGUCGCCUCACCAGGGUGACCGCUGGAUAAACUACAGCAGAUCUGCAGCAGAGCCGGGAUUCGAAUCCGAGCCAACGCGGGGUCACUUAGGGAAGUCCCUCCGGUUGUCCCCGCGUCCCCGCGUCCGGGCGUCCCCGGGGCUUUCGGGAACUACUGCCUUCGGCCAGAACGCCCACGGGGAUGUUUGAGCCCCGGCUCGCCGGGAGCGGAGCGGAGCGUGGGCUCGCUGGUUCCUUUCCAGACGCACAGCUGGGCGCCUUCCUGGCCUUUGACCCCUGCCCCAGAGUUCACGGGUCAGUCCCAGCCUUGGCGGGAAGCUAUGGACAGCUCCCGGGAGCGGCCCGCCUCCUCCCUUCCUGCCAGUCGUAAAGUGCUGUAAAGGGCCCUGCGCUUUACGGCACCGUAGUCUCCCUGUCCCUGGAGUUCGAAAUGCUUUACCUGAUCGGCUUGGGCCUGGGAGAUGCCAAGGACAUCACAGUCAAGGGCCUGGAAGUUGUGAGGCGCUGCAGUCGAGUGUAUCUGGAAGCCUACACCUCAGUCUUGACUGUAGGGAAGGAAGCCCUGGAAGAGUUUUAUGGAAGAAAAUUGAUUCUUGCUGACAGGGAAGAAGUGGAACAAGAAGCAGAUAAUAUUUUGAAGGAUGCUGAUGUCAGCGAUGUUGCGUUUCUUGUGGUUGGUGAUCCAUUUGGGGCUACAACACACAGUGAUCUUGUUCUGAGAGCAACAAAGUUGGGAAUCCCUUAUCAAGUUAUUCACAAUGCCUCUAUAAUGAAUGCUGUAGGCUGCUGUGGUUUACAGUUGUACAAGUUUGGAGAAACAGUUUCUAUUGUGUUUUGGACGGACACUUGGAGACCAGAGAGCUUCUUUGACAGAGUGAAGAAGAACAGACAAAAUGGCAUGCACACAUUGUGUUUGCUUGAUAUCAAAGUGAAGGAGCAGUCCCUGGAAAAUCUCAUGAGGGGAAGGAAGAUCUAUGAACCUCCUCGAUACAUGAGUGUAAACCAGGCAGCCCAGCAGCUUCUAGAAAUUGUUCAGAAUCAGAGAGCACGCGGGGAAGAACCAGCAGUCACUGAGGAGACACUCUGUGUUGGCUUGGCCAGAGUUGGCGCUGAAGACCAGAAAAUUGCAGCGGGCACUUUACAGCAGAUGUGUACAGUGGACUUGGGAGAACCAUUGCAUUCUUUGGUCAUCACAGGGGGCACCCUGCACCCACUGGAGAUGGAAAUGCUAAGUCUUUUCUCUAUAUCGGAAUCCCAAAGUAUUAAUGGACUCUGAACAUGGACAUUUUCUGUUGUCUCACGUUAGUUUCAGUUCGAUUGGGUGUGCGGUAUUUAUAUGGCAAAUGGCAUGGGUCUGUCCUUUAUCUAGAAAGUGUAACAGAAGGGACAAGAGGAGGCACUUGGACCCAGCAGCAUUGGCUUUCCCGCAGCAGUUCUUCCGCCUUUCAUCAGCAUUACUGUUGCGGCAUCGGCGGGCUACUCUCCAGGGUGGACACACAUGGAGCAGAUGAAGCCGGGCAAGUGUGGCUGGACAUCCACACAGUGAAAAGAUUUUCAUAGACGGAACCCGUCAAUGCAAGGAGGCUGGUACAAGAGUAACUGAGGAAACUGGAAUGUGAAUCACCUGAACCCGAUUGUUAAGGGAUAAAGAAGCAGGGAGUAGUAAGUACAGCAAAUAAAAGCUUGCUAACUAUUCA